AUGAAAGAAGCCCCAACACAACUCGCGGAUGGGGAACGAACAGCUCUGUCAAUCGAUGACAUCGAUCGACUUGCCGCACUAUACGCAAAACAACGCACCACCGUCUGUUCCCUGAAGGCCGACGGCCAUGAAAUAGUCAAGUUACCCGAAGGUAACUAUGGCCACGCGGUCCUGGCCCAGGACACGGCUCAAGUAGUUGUCACAAUUCUUGGGAAGAUCGUGUCGAUUGAUCGAUCCCUCAACAGGGAUGCCUCCGUGUAGUAAGUAACGAACAGAAAAACGUUUAGGGGAGCAGCCCAUUGAUAUACCUUCAUGAUGUCAACCAACCACCCAUUCAGCCUCAGAGAUGCAGACAUCGAACGGGUGGGCCGACCCGAACUGUUCUCCAGACAAAUCGGCCUCGAGCUCGCAACACCCGAAGCGAAUACGGGACAAAUUUUCUCAAGAAAUGGCUGCAGCAUGCAGCAUAGCUUGAUUCGAGCAAGUAGCUUCAUGAACUGUGCUCUAUCUUGAGAAAAUUUGUCCCGUAUUCGCUUCGGGUGUUGCGAGCUCGAGGCCGAUUUGUCUGGAGAACAGUUCGGGUCGGCCCACCCGUUCGAUGCUGCAGCAUAGCUUGAUUCGAGCAAGUAGCUUCAUGAACUGUGCUGCAGCCACUCGAAUCCGUAGCAAUGUGCCUCUCGGAAGCGCCCGAGUGCCUGGUCCACCUCGCGGUGGGCUGCCCUUUUUGCCCAUCGUCUCUGGUCUGCUCUGUCCCCGACUCCACACCCCGUCUUCGUGGACUUCGUGUGUCCAGCCGUGUCUCGCUCGGAACGUCGACUUGUCGAACUACGAGUCCUCUUCUUCCACUCGAUCUGGAAGCUCUGUCGCCGCCGCCGAUUCUCGUCAGAUCCUUUGGAACCGAUCACCGAAACGGGAAUUCGAGGAGCUUCGAGCGUCUAUCCAGGAGUCCAAGGGUCGCCUUGUGUCUCUGUAAGCCACCCAAGGGGGUUUUAGUAGGUAUGGUUGAUCCUGAUGCAGGGUCAAUGA
This is a messenger RNA of Microbotryum saponariae, 1026 nucleotides long. The record is from the annotation of a GenBank genome assembly. NCBI's taxonomy places the organism in Eukaryota, Fungi, Basidiomycota, Microbotryomycetes, Microbotryales, Microbotryaceae.